GUUCUAAACAACUUACUUAGUUCUUACAAUUUUAAUCAAAGAAUUCAUUUUGUAACUAACAUGCCAUGAAUACUUUCACUUGGUCCAAAACCUGUCACCAACUCUGUCAAAUAAUUUUACCCAUACAUCAACAGUAGUACUUGACAUAAAGUUAACCACCCUUUCUCCUAUAAAAAAAAAACACUUCCCCCCAUUCCAAUACACCUAAAAGAGAUCUAACAACAAGAAUAGCUGUUUGACACUCAAAAAAGAACACCAUUCUUCAAGUCCUCUGCAGCAACUUUCUCACAGUCACCACCACAUUUAGCCCAAUGGCGACAUUGCUGAAACCUCUGCUUGCUCUGCUUCUCCUAUCCCUCCCCUUGUUUGACAUUUCAGUUGGAGUUUCAGCAACAACAAUGACAUUCUACAACAAAUGCACCCAUCCAGUGUGGCCAGGGAUUCAGCCAAGUGCGGGGCAGCCCAUUUUAGCCCGUGGCGGAUUCAAGCUCCUGCCGAAAAAGUCUUACUCCCUCCGCCUCCCACCUGGGUGGUCCGGCCGAAUGUGGGGUCGCCACGGUUGCACUUUUGACAAAAAUGGCCGCGGCCGUUGUGCCACCGGCGACUGUGGUGGUGCUCUGUUCUGUGAGGGCAUUGGUGGAACUCCUCCAGCUACCCUGGCUGAAAUUACUCUCGGAAAAGAUCAAGAUUUCUAUGAUGUUAGCCUUGUUGAUGGUUACAAUCUAGCCAUUUCCAUCACACCAUUCCGUGGAUCAGGCAAAUGUAGCUAUGCUGGAUGUGUGAGUGAUUUGAACAACAUUUGCCCAGUUGGGCUUCAAGUGAGGUCUCAUGACAACAUAAUAGUGGCCUGUAAAAGUGCUUGCUCUGCAUUCAAUUCUGCAAGGUAUUGCUGCACUGGAGAUUUUGCAACCCCUCAAUCUUGCAAGCCAACUGCUUAUUCCAAGAUCUUCAAGUCAGCUUGCCCAAAGGCUUACUCUUAUGCUUAUGAUGAUCCCACUAGUAUUGCCACUUGCACUGGUGGAAGCUAUUUGGUCACUUUCUGCCCCCACCAUUGAAGAGGGAAAAAAAAUCUCCUUUUAGAUUAAUAAGCUCUAGUUUCUCUAUAGAUACCACUAUUAGUACUAUUACUACUACUGCUGCUAUUUGUUGCAAUGCUAGCAAAGAAAAGAGGAAAAUCUAUCUGGUAUGAUCAUAUGGUAAUCUUAUUAUGGACUGUGACUUCUGGUGAUGUACUUUUGUGAUUCCUCCUUAUCAAUGGGACCAAUUUUCUAGCUACUAUGGCUCCUGGUAAUGUUUUGUUACUUUAAUUUUGUGGCAUUUUUGAGAUGAUUUGUGUGAAUUUCUUGGGGGUUUUCUUUUGGUUUUUGGUCUUUUACCAUAAUGGAAUCAUGCUCUCUAUCAAGUGGUUUGAUCAUGACAUGUUGAACAAAAAAGUUCGAUUCUUCCAUGGUUAUUGAAUGAUUAAGGACGAAACAUUUGACCACCGAAAGAACUUUGUAAUAUUACAC
Messenger RNA from Oldenlandia corymbosa var. corymbosa, 1508 nucleotides. The record is from the annotation of a GenBank genome assembly. Lineage: Eukaryota; Viridiplantae; Streptophyta; Magnoliopsida; Gentianales; Rubiaceae.